AUUGAUUCUCUGAAGAACAAGCUCUAUAACUAUCAAAUCGAGUCCGUGGCAAAGAUGUAUAUCAACGAGUCCGAUAGGCGGUAUAGUGAUAUGCCACAUAUACUGAGGUUGAAAGGCCAUAUCUCAACCUUUGAUACUUACUCUCUCACUUUCUCAAGAACCUCUGAGGUCUACAGGUCUCCAAGAGGUGGAAUACUUGCAGAAAAUAUGGGAUUGGGCAAAACACUCAUAUGCUUAGCCCUCAUAGCUUUGACGAGAGCUGAAACAUCCGUUCCACCAGAUAGUCAUCUAGUCAAAGCAUCAAGAGACUACCAUGUUUUGUCGUUAGCAGAACAAUGUGUGAGAUACAUCAAUAGGAAGUCAAUUCCUUGGAGAGAAUAUGCAAACACCUUAUCUGAAUCGUGUCUUAAAAGGUUGAGAGAAAGCCCUGGUUAUUUCUAUAUCAGAAAGCAGGACAACCUGACAAAGAAGUUCUCUACAAGAAAAAGACCAAUGAUCCAAGAAAUGAAGUAUUGGCUAUCACCCACUACUCUUAUUGUCUGUCCUGAUAAUUUGUUCCCUCAAUGGGUUGGUGAGAUAAACAAACAUGUUAAAAAAGGAACAAUAUCUGUCCUUGAAAAUCCAUCAAUCGAGUCUCAUUUGCCUCCUGCCAGACAGCUUAUUCAGUACGACAUCAUCUUGUUCACCACAUCCUCAUUUGCAUCAGAAUCUCAAAAUCCAGACUCACCUCUGAGGAAGGUAUGUUGGAAAAGACUGAUAAUUGAUGAAGGACACAGCAUGAAUCAACGGUCCACUAGAGUAGUUGAGUUCUCUUGCGACCUUUUAGUUGAAAGACGGUGGGCAGUUACCGGAACUCCAACUGCUGGUAUGACAACACUUUACAUGAAUGAAAAUAGUGAAGUGAAUGCUGAAAGCUAUGUGGUCAAGCGAACCUUUGAUGCUAAAGAUGAUCUCAAAAGAUUUGGAUACAUGGUUGGAAACUUCUUUCGAAUUGAGCCCUGGAAAUCGAACCGUCAACUCUGGCGUAAAUCGAUUAUUGAUCCCUUCAUUAAAGAUAGUUGUGGUGCAACUCUUGCUCUCCGCUCGCUCAUUGAUAACCUUGUUGUCCGCCAUUCCCCAGAACAGAUUGAAAAUGAUGUGACCCUUCCACCACUAUUCCAUGAACCUGUAUUUUUGACUCCUUCAACGCAUAACAAGCUCUCCAUCAAUCUGUUCACUGCAGUUUUGGCAAUAAAUGCCGUGAGUUCUGAAAGGGAAGAUCAAGAUUACAUGUUCCACCCUUCCAGUAAGAAUGAUCUCAGACGUUUGGUGACGAACCUUCAAAGGGCAACGUUCUACUGGACUGGCUUCUCCGUUGAUGACUUAGAAACAAUGGUGAAAAUCUCCUAUAGUUGUCUUGAGAAGAAGAACUCAGAAGGAAGAACAUAUUAUAAUGAAAACGACAUUAGACUGUUACAAAUGUCCAUUAAAACAUGCCAGCAAGCGUUAUCUGACACAAUUUGGAGAACAGCUUCGACAAUACACGAAAUGGGAUAUUAUAUUGGGGGUCUAAAUGAUUUGUUUGCAGAAUAUUUCAGUAUUGGACAUUAUGAUCACGAUGUUGUGGCUCUUGGAGCACCACAGAUCUAUGCGAUGCAAAGGUUUUACUUCAAACACCGAUUCAUGAAUUAUGAAGGGAAUUUUGGUGACAAAGUCAUAGCGUUUGGUGAGGAAUUCUGGAAUAGUUACUGGAGAAAUGUUGUUAGGAAGAACACACAACGUGUGAAAAAGAAUGAUGGCCAACCUAUUGAUACAAACGCUGUUGAUAGAGAGAUUGUUCUACAGGUGAAAGCAUCUUCAAAGACGUCUCCGUCUUCCAAAAAGAUUUACGAUGACGUUGAAAUUCUAAAGGGUAGCACUGGACGAAUUAGCCAGGAUAAAGAAGCCAUAACUGAUCCUACAUCAAGCUUCCAAUCUACAAAGAAUGCGUGUCUUCUCGGUUCAUCUUCUGCAAAGCUCUCAUAUCUGGUCUCCCGUUUACUUGAGCAUCAAUGUACAGGUAUCAAGAGCAUUGUGUUUUUCGAAUUUGAAGAUAGUGCGUACUAUCUUUCAGAGGCUUUGGAUAUCUUAGGCAUUGAUUACACCCUUUAUGCAACUUCAGUGCCCAAGAAGGAUAGACCUUCAAAGAUUGAUUUCUUUACCCAGGCUACCACAGCUCAUGUUCUACUUAUGGACUUAAAGCUAGCAUCACAUGGUCUCACAAUUACAUGUGCUACUAGAGCCUAUUUUAUAAAUCCAGUUUGGAGUCGCUCUGUUGAAGCACAGGCGAUCAAAAGAGCUCACAGAAUAGGGCAGACACAACCUGUUCAUGUUGAAACGUUAAUCUUGAAAGGGUCUUUGGAGGAGGAAAUGUUUAAGCUGCGAUCUCGACAUGAGGACUCUACACAAGUGGUUGCCGAUGAUGAUGUUAUCCGAAGGUUCAUAUCUAGGUUUGAUUUCUUGAACUUGAGUAAAGAUAUCGCUCCAUAUUGCAAGUUUAGUUCA
Molecule: messenger RNA, 2523 nt
Organism: Williopsis jadinii
Lineage: Eukaryota; Fungi; Ascomycota; Saccharomycetes; Phaffomycetales; Wickerhamomycetaceae
Product: DEAD/DEAH box helicase
Exons: 1
Molecular function (GO): ATP binding; ATP-dependent chromatin remodeler activity
Source: RefSeq, a predicted model, not a curated record